This is a messenger RNA of Cuscuta campestris, 865 nucleotides long. Lineage: Eukaryota; Viridiplantae; Streptophyta; Magnoliopsida; Solanales; Convolvulaceae. The record is from the annotation of a GenBank genome assembly.
GCAGUUGGGAGAAUAAUGAGGCUGUGGCUGUCACUGAACACUCCUAUUUAUUACUCGGUUUCAUUCAAAGAAACAGAUAAUCUGUCACUUAUUAUGUACCUUCCUUAAUUUAAUUUGUACCCACCCAUUAUAUAUAUUGAAGUACUAAAAAAAGAGAAAAAGAAAUCAUCACCACAACUGAGUGAAUAUGUCACAUUAUUACCACACCACCAUCCUCCUCCUCCUCCUCGCCACCGCCGCCACGGCCGCCGGUGCAAGUAGUAGCAACAGCAAGUACCACUACUACGUCCACCGCUCGAGCGGCGUCGGAGAAGGAUUGUUCGACGGGAUGGUGGCGGAUUCCGGGUCGCCUGCCCCUUCGCCGGCCCCUUUCGGCUCUCCGCCGCCGGACCCGUCCGUCUCCCCGCCGCCGGAGGAUAAUAACUCGAAUUGGAGUCCGGACAAGUACCAGAGGAUCGUGUACAGAGGGCUGCAGACGGCGCCGGCGUGCAAUGCGCUCCGGUACGGCAGCUGCCUCGGCCAGGCUCUCAAUGUCCAGAAGAAAUGCGACUACUUGAACCGCUCUUGCAUUCGCUGAUUCAUAUAUGGUCACCAUUUUCUUUACCCAAAAAAGAAAAAUAUAAUAGUAUGUUUUUUUUAAUUGGAUUAAUAUCUCUUUUAAUCCUCCCCAAAUUGUAGCUUUUAUUUUGUCACAUUUUGUCAUCUUAUUUUUAAAAUUUAAGCAUAAUAUAACGUGUAGCAUUAUAUUCAUCUUCUUUGAUUUAUCUCCCUUUUUUAUUUUAAGAUUGAGAAAAGUGCAUCGCUUUUCCUGAACUAUAUGGAAAUUGCAUGGUUUAUUGCCGAAUAUUAAAAAAUGUACCGUUUA